GGUGGAGGAGUGACGUGUACCGAGUAUUCAUCGGACCAAACCAAGCCAGGAGGACGCGAGAAGAGCCCUACUCGUCUCGACGAAAAUCUGUUCACUUCUUCACCUUUAACUUUCGUUUCGUUUCGUUUCUGCAAGUCAGUCAGUUAGUUACUCGCACAGGAUGGCGUACCAAUUCCCCAACACCAUCAGCGCAGCGCGCAUCGCCACCUUCGUCAGCACCGCAGCCUGGAUCCAAGGCACCAGCGCGAGCGAGGCCUCGCUGCCCGAAGAAGCCCUCAACAACUUCCUACGUAGACACGGCGUCGUCGGCACAAAAGUCUCCCCUAGACAAGCCACCGCAUCCGCAUCCGCGUCUCCCACCCCCGCCCCCGCAGCCUCAGAGGACGGGGACAAAGACAAAGCAGACUCAGCGUCCUCCGCAUCAUCCGUAAGCGGCGACGGCGUAGAAGAAGACGGCGCCUCGUCCGCGAGCUCCGCCGACUCCACACCAAGCAAGGGCGACAACGCCGCGGGCACAGCCGCGCAGAACCAAAACUCCAGCUCCGCCACCGCCGGCGUUGCCGGCUCCAACUCCGCGCAAGCCGGGAUAACAGCCGCGUCAUCAGGCCAACCCGCAAUCGGGUCCGCGGACCCGCCGCCGCUAAGCACAGGGGCGCAGGUCGCGAUCGGGGUGUGGAGCGCGGUAGCCGUGGUCGGGCUCGCGGCGCUGAUAUAUUUCCUCGGCCGGCGACGGCGGGCGCGGAUGGCGCGGGAGGAGAUGGAUGCGUUGCGGGACGAGGAGUUGGCGCGGGAGAUGGCGGAGCAGCAGCGGGGGACAGGGACGUUUGGAGGAGUGGGACCGCCGAUAAGUGCGGUGGCGCCGUCGGCGUAUGUGCGAGAUAGCAGGGCGGUUGGGGACGGGGCGAGGGGGAUUGGGGGUGAGGGCGGGAGCCGGGCGCCGAGCGGGCAGUGGAUGGCGACGCCGCCGUGGCAGGAGUCGGCUCCGACGUGGCGCGACUCGCAGCCGUGGAGGCAGUCGCAGCCGUCGGUUUUCGGGGCCCAGGAUCGGUUUCCGGCGGGCUCGAGGCCGCCGCUGCCGCCGUUUGCUCCGCCGAAGUCGAAGCCUGAGGAUGAUCGGCGAACUGAGUAUACGGCUGAGACGGAGAGUACGAUUUUUGCGUAUCGGUAGGGGGUGGGGUUGGGAGGUGUGUCUGAUAGUGGGAAAUAAAACUGGAAAAUGAUGCGGUAUAUUAUGUAUGUUCGUUAAGUGGAUUGAGUCUGCAGUUAUUAUGUGCGCUACUUAGUUCGGUUGUUAAUAUCAUUUAUGUCCGCUUGCAAAUUGUGU
Molecule: messenger RNA, 1324 nt
Organism: Annulohypoxylon maeteangense
Lineage: Eukaryota; Fungi; Ascomycota; Sordariomycetes; Xylariales; Hypoxylaceae
Exons: 1
Coding region: 161-1168 (335 amino acids)
Source: RefSeq, a predicted model, not a curated record